AAGCGGUCCCAGCGGCUCAAAUACUGUCUCGCAGACAUCGAAAUAUAACCACGCUGCUAGUCUUCGUCAGUGUGACUCGAUUUCUGAACAUCUUCCUCUGAAAUCGUCGGGGCCGCAACCGAUAACAGUAGCAGCAGUAGUACUGUAGUAGCAGAAAGACAGCCGCGUGUCAAAUUGCGACGGAGUUGAAGCAUUGGGCGAGGUCUGGAAUCGAACGCUAGUGAAAAGCGUCUCGACAUCGCGAGCACAUAAAACGAACAUUUUAACCCGCAUCCUCACGAUCCGGUGUUCUUGAAUUGAGCAACAGCAAGUUGUUGAUUAACAUUUAUUGAACUGUGCCUGUGAACAGUACCAGCUCAUAUCGUACAAUGGAGGAUGGUGCUCAGCUGGUUGUGCUUGAAAGGGAAGAAGUGGAUAUACCAUGGGGCUUUAAUGUAGUGCCGUGCCCCGAUGGUGUUGCUCGUAUUACGCAGGUAAAAUCGGGCGGUCUCGCGGAUAAUUUUGGUCUCUGUGAUGGGGAUCAAGUACUGCAAGUGGGCAGAAUGAAGGUCGACCCGCGCGAUGGACUGAACCUCGGCAAUGUUGAAAUGCUACUUCGAAUGCCAACGCCACAAUUAGAGAUCGUCGUUUUCAGAGACGACUUCCUUGAUCGAAAUCUCGGAUCUAUUGUGCCGAAAAAGAAACUUCAAGAAUUUCGUCCGCUACCCCGGCAAGAAAGCGAGACCGACUCAGCCGACGACGAGAAAGAAAUAAUUCCUUCAGUUCCGGUAAAAGCUCUGUCUGAAUAUUGGGAACACCCGGACCAAGAGGGUUUCGAACCUACAAAACCCACUCCGGGCCAUCUACCGCCCGAACGCAUCGAGAUCGACGAGUGGCAACGACGCGACGCGCUCCUUCGCCAGCAGCGAUACGAGGAGCAACGAAGGCAAGACGAAGCAUUCGAACGGCAGAAAUUCGCGGACGUGAGGCACGAUCAAAAGCAGGAGCAGCAAUACCAGGCAAUAGGAAAAACAGAUACGGUCAGCGCAAUGGCUGAUCAGGGCCAGGACAAUGUUCGGACAGUAGAAGAGACGCUACCUGAUGGAACCAAGAUCAUUCGACGAAUCAUCACUAAAAAGGCCGGACAGGGAACUCCUAUACCGAUGUCCGAUGGUGAGCGAGAGGUUCAAGAGUUCGAAGACGUCUUGCCUGAUGGAACUAAGGUUAUCAGACGGGUUAUUCGUACGAAGCGACCGGCACAACAAAUCCAACAGAUUCAACAGCAGAACGAUGAAAACGUUAGUAUUCGUCAGGUGGAAGAGACGCUUCCUGACGGCACGAAGGUAAUCCGAACGUACCGAACGGUCAAAAAGCAGGUGCAUCAGGAGGAAAGCAUGGAACCGCAGGAUGACGAUGGGGAUGAUGAUCGGGUUCAGCUGCAUCAGACCGCUAGCCAACAACAAACCCAAGAGGUUCAACAGCAACAAACCCAAAGGAUUCAACAAACUGAACAACAACAAACAGUCCAGCAAACGACAAUCACCCAGCGACAGCAGAUCGAGCGAAGGGAAGUGCACGAAAUGACUCACGAGGUUCACGAGACGCGAUCUCGGUCUCCGCCGCCGCGUACGAUUGAAGCCGCUCCUGAGCCUCGCCAGGCUCCGAAGCCCUCUCCUCGUAGCCGCUCUCCACCCCCUAGACCUUUGCAGGCAGCACCAGAGCUUCAACGUCCCCAGCAGCAGCCCAGAGGUGGAUCACCCCCGCCUCGAGUACUUGGACAGGCCCCUGAACCUCGUCAGCCUCAGGGCCAAUUACAGCAAUCGCCAUCGCAAUCUCAUUCUGAAACCCCUAAGGCUUCAACUGCAGCUCCCGAGCAACAGCCAACAGCCAUGCAGAGACCUCCGGCUACACCCGGUACUCAGAGAAGGGCGGAUCGCAAUUGGGAGGAGCAGCAAAAGCGCGAAUUUAAGGAGUAUUUGCGCAUUCGUGAGCAGCAGGGUCCUCCACCACAGGGUCCCAAAUCGAACGCCGACUACGUGAGUAAAUACCAAGAACAACUGUUAAAGAGGAGGCCUUCACAGGGUGGACACCAGCCAGGAUCUAUUGAAGAUUAUCGGAAACAAUACGAACGAUCGACAAGAAGAGAAAGUACACCAACGUCUGCGCCACUCCCUGGUUCGAAUACAGAAUACCUCCGUAUGUACGAGGAGACUCUCAAGAAGAAGGAAGAAUACGACAGACAACGCGCGGAAGAUCGCUUCGAGAAAGCGCAAGGCAGAACCCAGGAAGAAUACAAAAGAUUCUACGAAGACGAGCUACGGCGUAAACAGAUUCUCGAGCUUGAACAGGAAGAGGAGCGACGGCGCUAUCUUGAAGAACAAUCUAAACAACGAGAGAAUAUUUCCCGUAGUAAAGAGCUUUAUCAGCAACAAUUGCAAAAGGACAUGCAAAAAAAGGAACAUUUGAUUACAAGACCAACGGGACUACGCCCAGAGAGAGUGGGUGCUCAGGCCAAUCACUGGGAGAGAAUCGCUGAUGAGGAACGCAUUAAGAUGAAUUUCAAAGUUCCGCCAUCGCCAAAAGUUCAGAGGAAGAACCUUGACGCGUGCUGGCCACCAAAGCGUGAAGAUGGCGUCCUAGUAAGACCGGCCUUCUCCCGCGAAAACUCGUUCCACGGCAGCUCCCGGAAGGUGUAUCAAUGGCCACCCCCACGAGCAUCAUCAAUCGAUCGUGAUUACGAAAGGCCCCCGACACCAACCGGGGGUUUCAAGCAUGAUAUCAACUGGAACCAGCAGAGGGAACGGGAAAGCAUGACCACCCCUCCGCCAUUUGCUCGUUCUCCACAAGUGGGGAGACGCAACGUGGUUUGGCCACCACCGAGUCCCACUAUGGAGCACAAAACAUCAUUCGAGCCCGGGCAGCGUCGAGGCUCGCAGACUGCUUCGUUAGAAGACUACCUGUCCCAGCAGCGAAACCCGGCCCACAUCCCGGCGACGUAUAGACCGCCACCAGGAACCUCGCAUCACGAAGAUCACGAUUCUUAAAACGCCUAAUAUUUUCAGUACUUCGAGCUUCACGGAUACCCCAGUUAUCUGUUCAAUAAGUUUAUGUGGCCUGAGGCCGGCUGCCUAACAAUGCCAAAUUAAGCACCUAGCAAUGAAGAUGAAUCAGUGAGAAGCCACCGAGGACAAAGAGCUUGCAUCCUCAUUAGGCUAUCUAAAUUGAAUGAUUUGCUAAAUCAAUAGCGGCAAUAUUAUAUAGUAACGUGAUGUGAAUUUAUUAAUUUAACGUUAAAUGAGGACAGCAUGCGUUUAUCAUGAUAAAACCUUUACUGUGCUGUUAUUAUGGUCCAGUCGCAGUUCACCAUACUAUAUCCCAUUGUCUGAGACAGCAUCUAAUCGCAGGACUAGAUGUAAAACUGAAUGUUUAGCACUGCGCCUUUACAUUGUGAAUGCUGACUCUUUCUAGCGUGCAUAUUUCAAGGGGGGUCAUUUGUUUGGUUCGUACCAGUUGACUCGAAGUUAUCCCUUCCCCAUUAGCUAUAUGUCAAUCAAUUGUAUGAUCUAUAUGGUAUACACGUGGAGUUCUACUACGCAGGAUUAUAAUGGAAGAUAUGGUCCUUUUUUGUUACUAAAUUCCAAAUUAGGAUUAUUAAUGAAUCACACGGUUGCGAACGCUGAUGCAAACGUGGUGCAAUUAACAACUUGUGCUUAGCAGAGCUAACUCCUAUUUGCGAGCAGUAGAUGCAUUGGACGAAUAUGAAUGAGUCAUUUAUGACGUAACUACAGAUUAAGACCUUGAU
Molecule: messenger RNA, 3781 nt
Organism: Varroa destructor (honeybee mite)
Lineage: Eukaryota; Metazoa; Arthropoda; Arachnida; Mesostigmata; Varroidae
Molecular function (GO): protein binding
Source: RefSeq, a predicted model, not a curated record